UUAUUUUUCUGCUGCUCACUUUUCAAUAUGAAGGAAGAUCAAGUUGUGCAGGAAGAACCAGGAUUCCAAGACGAAGAGGAAUCUUUGUUUCAAGACAUUGACCUGUUACAAAAACAUGGAAUUAACAUGGCUGACAUUAAGAAACUGAAGUCAGUAGGCAUCUGUACCAUCAAAGGGAUACAAAUGACAACAAGAAGAGCCCUCUGCAAUGUCAAAGGCCUCUCAGAAGCAAAAGUGGACAAGAUUAAAGAGGCAGCCAACAAACUUAUCGAACCAGGAUUCUUGACUGCAUUUGAGUACAGUGAGAAGAGGAAGAUGGUUUUCCAUAUCACCACUGGGAGCCAGGAAUUUGAUAAGUUGUUAGGAGGUGGAAUUGAAAGCAUGGCAAUCACAGAAGCUUUUGGAGAAUUUCGAACUGGAAAAACCCAGCUCUCUCAUACCCUCUGUGUGACAGCUCAACUUCCAGGAGGAGGUGGCUACUCAGGAGGGAAGAUUAUCUUCAUUGAUACAGAAAAUACUUUCCGUCCAGAUCGCCUUCGGGACAUUGCCGAUCGCUUCAAUGUAGACCAUGAUGCAGUACUGGACAACGUACUUUAUGCACGUGCAUAUACUAGUGAACAUCAGAUGGAGCUACUUGAUUAUGUAGCAGCAAAAUUCCAUGAAGAAGCUGGCAUCUUCAAGCUAUUGAUCAUUGAUUCAAUAAUGGCACUUUUUCGAGUGGAUUUCAGUGGUCGUGGGGAGUUGGCUGAACGGCAGCAAAAAUUGGCCCAGAUGUUGUCACGACUCCAAAAAAUCUCAGAAGAAUAUAAUGUGGCUGUGUUUGUGACCAAUCAGAUGACUGCUGAUCCAGGAGCGACUAUGACUUUUCAGGCAGACCCCAAAAAACCCAUUGGGGGACACAUUCUGGCUCACGCUUCAACAACGAGAAUAAGUUUGCGAAAGGGAAGAGGAGAACUGAGAAUUGCCAAGAUUUAUGACAGUCCUGAGAUGCCUGAAAAUGAAGCCACCUUCGCAAUCACUGCUGGAGGAAUUGGUGAUGCCAAGGAGUAGGUGGUGAAUUGAUGCAAAUUGCUUCUUAGUGCUUAUUAGGAGCUGAAGAAAUGGAAAAGCAGCCUCAAAUUUCAGAUCUUGAAGUAAGAGUUUGUUUUUUUCACAUGUUGUUAAAGGAAAGUCAGCAAAAGAGAUUUAAAUCUUAUAUUUAUCUUACAAGUCCCUGAUUUAUAAUGACUAUACAUUGUAUGUCAGUUCAGGAAUAUAUAUAUGUAUAUGAAUGAAUAAACCUAUUGAAAACUAGUUGGGGAAGAGGUUCUUGAUUCCCUCACUUCAGCUUUCCAAAGUGAGCCACUAAACAGAUGGAAAAUCUAAGAGCUCAGAAAUGUCCCAUUCUCCUACAAUUUCCCCUUAAACACUUACAGAGGUGAAUAUACUUUCAAAGGAGGGAGAUGUUUAAAGGAAGAAUGUUUACAGGACACACAAAAAAGCUUUUUGUAUUUACAGUGUCAAACUGUACAUUCACCUUUAUAGCAACAGAAAAGAAACA
Messenger RNA from Ceratotherium simum simum (southern white rhinoceros), 1540 nucleotides. RefSeq names its product DNA meiotic recombinase 1 (gene DMC1). Gene Ontology annotation, biological process: chromosome organization involved in meiotic cell cycle; DNA strand invasion; mitotic recombination. Gene Ontology annotation, molecular function: DNA strand exchange activity; double-stranded DNA binding; ATP-dependent DNA damage sensor activity. NCBI's taxonomy places the organism in Eukaryota, Metazoa, Chordata, Mammalia, Perissodactyla, Rhinocerotidae. Gene Ontology annotation, cellular component: condensed nuclear chromosome; nucleus. The record is from RefSeq and is a predicted model, not a curated record.